This is a messenger RNA of Symbiodinium necroappetens, 2883 nucleotides long. Lineage: Eukaryota; Dinophyceae; Suessiales; Symbiodiniaceae. The record is from the annotation of a GenBank genome assembly.
GCUGCGCAGGAGACCACUGGUGCCAGACUUCGAGUCUUGAGUCUGAACCUCGGUAGUAUGGAUAGCAUGACAUACGACACGUUCCUGACCUGGCUUGCUGAUGAAGGUGUUGCUAUGCUCAUUGCCACAAGGGUGGCAAAGUCUUCACAGGCCCUUUGGCAGCGCUUGGAUGCCCUCUUGCGGUCGCUGCCGCAGCGCAAUUGCAAAUGCAUCGCCCGCCCAGCAUCUGUUUCUCUCCGUGGAGAGGAUGUUGUGCAGCUCUUCGUGACGCGUUGUCUUGAGCGUCGCAAGCAGCUUGUCCUCACCUCACUGCACAGAGCUGAAGCUGCGGCCAGGGCGGGUGACAUGUACAAAUUAUUUCAAGAGGCUGAUGAACUUCAAGCCAUCCUUCAGUAUUUCAAAGAGGCGCAAUCGUCCGGUAAAGCAGUCCCAACCGGCUCAGUCCCCACGGAAGUCUGGAAGCUUUGCAUGCCGGAGCUACUCCCGAGGAUAGUUCAACGCCGUUUGCUCGAUAAAAUCCUGCCAGAGCUUGAGGGCACUGCGCAAUACGCGUACUUGCCAGGGAGGAGCACGCAGACUGCGCUGGCCCUAGUAGCUCAACACUGUCAUGAAGCCCGGACACACCUGAUGACUUCACGCAUCGAAGUGGGCGAUCGUAAGAAGGGUCGUAAAACUAGUAUCAUGGGAGCUGCGAUGCUGUCAGUGGACCUCAGUCUUGCAUUUGAUCGAGUUGGUCAUCAGUACCUGAACGAUGCGUUACGCUUUCUUGGCGUUGAGCCAGAUACCAUUGCACUCAUCAUCCUUUCCAUACACCGUGCCAAGUAUCAUGUGCAACAUGGGCAACAGGCCUCCAACUUUAACAUAUGUAAUGGUAUCCGACAAGGAUGUACUUUGUCCCCAUUGCUAUGGGUUUGCCUUACGCACUACAUGAUGCACAGAUUCGAAUUAAAGGCCGGCCGCGAAGCCAGAGAAAGCUUGAUUCUUUUCGCAGACGAUUUUCUUGCCAAGUUCAUUUUGCAUGACAUGCAGGAUGUGCACGCCUUGACCAUGCAUGUACGUGCGCUUUUUGAAACUCUUGAGGAGGCUAAUAUGACUGCAAAUCCGGAGAAAUCUAAGCUGCACAUCAAAGCUGUUGGCGUACCAAUGAAGAAGUGGCUGCGUGCUAGGACUGUCACGCACAAAGGCGCGAAAUGCUUGAUCAUCCGAACGCCCUUCACUGCAUUGUUCUUGCCGCUGUGCGACAGUCUCACAUACCUCGGAGCCGUUGUCUCCUAUGGUGCGUAUGAGGACCAGACUGCUGAGCAUCGUGUUCGCUCUGCUCAGGCCAACGUUGCUAGAUUAGCUAAACAUCUCUUCACACAGCACGGUAUCAGUCUGCGAGUGCGCUUGAGACUCUUUUUGACGUGUGUGCGCUCCUCGCUCCUGUAUGGUAUCACUUCUGUAGGCACCACCUCGAAAAGCCUCAGCGUUUUGCAGCGAUUUGAAGCCAAGCACGUCCGCAGGCUUGCCAGGUCACCGGUGCACAUGACUUUGGAGCGUACGCAGGACUUGUAUCAGCGUCUCCAGAUCCCCACCCUGCAUGAGGCUUUGAAGUCUAGGGCCACCAACAGCCUGGAGUCCUGUGAGAAGCCCUUUCUCUACCCCGGCAGGCACACUGUCACAGCUUGGUUGCAUCAAAAACUACACGAUCUUACAGAGUGCAUUCAGCUUACUCAGACUUCGCUGGCGAAGGUAACGCCAGACGGUACCAGGCAUGCCAUGAUCUUUACUACCCAGCUCACCACGGACGCUGAUAGUCCUGCCAACGAUGUCCCGCAGACUACUUCGGAGGCAGCGCUGGCUGAUUGGGUCGCAUUUGCUGAAGCACAGGGAAAACAGCUCAAGGACACAUGCAUCUUCUGCACGCAGUGGUCUCGGAUGACGGAGCCCACCCAGGCGGAGCUGGAGAUCGCAGCUCAGUUCGCGAGCGCCAUGCCGGCACUAGCGGCAGCCAAGUCAGCUCGCAGGGCGGAUUCGGAUGCACCAGCGGAACGCUCGAAGUAUCCCAAGACCGGACUGCCCAAGGGCUCACGAGGCAAGGGGUUGGGAGGUCGCAAGCAGUCGAGCUCCGACAAGACGCUGGCGACCCAGCAGCAGACGGAAGUGCUGACGGAAGAAAUGGUGGCAGAGCUUCUGACACUCCUCACGAGGCUCAUGCUGAAGCACGAGGACAUCCUAGCAGCUUAUCAAGCCGACACUUGCUACAUGCUGUACCUGGACACAUCAGGGGAUCUCUCCGUCACAGCCAACCUGUAUCAGGUCACUCAGACAUGGCAGACGAAGAAGCGCGACAGCCCGGAGUCCUUGACACAGAGCCUUCGAGUCACGCUGCUGACGGCGCUCUUCAUGGAGCUGCGCGAGCGCAUGAACAUGGCUCUCAAGGAGGACAAGCGCGCGACCCUCUCCAAGCACUCAUGGCUCAGCGAGUCCGAUCCGGCAACCUGGAGCUAUCAGAAAUGGGACCCGGCCACAGAAACCGUGGUCGUGGACGCGGGAAAGGUCGGCCUCCAGCACAAGGACGCGCUGCACAUCAUUCAGCGAGUGCUGCAGUUGAUUCCCGAGACAAUCCUCAUUCAGAAGUUCCACUCUACAAGGCCUCAGGCAGCGGAAUACAAGAGCAACGUGUUGCCCUUCAUGUUGAUGGUCAGCAAUCGAGGACCUCUGGCACAGGAGCUGUACGAACUCUUUCAGAAGCUCUCAGACCUCAGCGCGAUGAGGCUGAUCGGAUCGCGCAUUCGCCCGCAUCGUCAGCGCCGCCAACCUCUGGCGGUGACCUUGGAACAGCUGACAUCAGGACUGUUGCAGGCAGCCAGUCAGAGCAACAGGAAGGACGAGGACCUUUGA